AUGUCCAAACAACCAACAAUCCUCAAAAAGGCAGACUCAUCACGCCAACAAAAGCAAAAACCAGAAUCAGCACAGCCAAAAAUCCUCACAAAAUCCACACCAAAAGAAAAUGUUCAAGUUCCAGCUCCAGUGACUGUCCAACAGCAUCAAAUCAGAAAGGAACCAGAACUUCAAGUCGAAGUGAUGCCAAUGAAGUCACGACAGCGCUUCAUGUAUCCGCAUUUUAAUAUUGAUCAAAAGAUUUUCGAAUAUCUUGACAAUGAAAAUUCAGAUUUCUUAGUCGUAGCUGCAAUUGGAGUUAAAAAUGUUGGAAAAUCGACACUGAUGAACAUCAUAGCUGAUCAGGAGUAUGUUAGGAUUAAUCCAGAUGCAACUUAUGAAGCAUUUGUUGAUGAACAUGAAACAUUUUCAACAAGAAAAGAACAAAUUUAUGAUGGAAGUACAGUUGACAUGUUCAUAACUACAGACAGGAUCUUUGUACUCGAUACAUCUCCAUUAGCCAACAAUGUCCAACGACGUGACAUGAUUGUUGCUGAAAGUGAUGACCUUAAAAUGCUGAUAAUGUUGUUUCAAAUCUGUCAUUUAAUUAUUGUUGUCCACAAUGGAUUUCCAGACCUGUCUCUGCUCAGACUCAUCAAUUCUGCAGACUCAAUGAUCCCAUCCGAUGUCAAGCACCGACCAAACUUUGUCUUUGUUGGAAAUAACUUACAACCAGGCACAAAGUUACAUCAAAUUGAUCCAAAAAUUCAUGCUGGAUGCAACUUGAUGAUUCCAAAUCUUCACAGCCAAUCAAAUAGCUUUUAUCAUGACAUUCCACAAGUCAUACAGGAUUAUCAAGAGCAAGUCUUUAUGCUGAAGAGGUACAGCAUGAUGGAAGACGAUGAGGAGAUAUUUACUGAAAAGAAGUGGUCACAGAGGGUGCUGCAAGUCAUGGAAUCGAUAAAGAGUGACUACUUUUUGAGGAAGUAUGAUGGACUGAGGGAUAAGUAUCAUCAACCUGUUGAGACUUAA
Chironomus riparius is the source of this 1011-nucleotide messenger RNA. The record is from the annotation of a GenBank genome assembly. Lineage: Eukaryota; Metazoa; Arthropoda; Insecta; Diptera; Chironomidae.